Spodoptera exigua (beet armyworm) is the source of this 4614-nucleotide messenger RNA. Lineage: Eukaryota; Metazoa; Arthropoda; Insecta; Lepidoptera; Noctuidae. The record is from the annotation of a GenBank genome assembly.
GACAGUGCCGGCAUAGCGCGGAAAACACGCUCUCCAUUAAAAAAAAAAUUGAAAAAAAAAUAAUAAAGUUACAAACUAUGUUACAAAAAAACAGCAACUAUAUAAAAGUGCAAAUAUUCCACGUUUAAUUUUAUGUGUGAUUUUAAAAUAUUAUAUUAAAAAUGAAGACUUUUUUUAUUGUGUUUAGUUUUGUGCUGUGCUUAUAUUCGCCGGGAGUUCGCGCUCUCUCUUCAUCCGAAGAACUAGAAGUGACAGACACAUGUUGCGCACACGGCGAGAGCGCGGCGGUGACGGCGCCGACAUGCGCAGGAAUCACUCCACCUGAAGACAUUGAACCUGAACAGAUGACCGUGUGCCUUGCAGCUAUAUCCAGCUGUUGUGAAAAGCAGCUUAAGCUUAAAGAAUCAUGUGCAGCGGGAAUGAAGUUGGCUGCAGCCAAAAAAUGUAGCUAUGCAGACUCAGACAUCGGCUCGUCAUGCUGUGAAGAAUGUUCGCUUGGAAAAUGGACUGGUGAAUCUCAGGGUAAAGGAGGGUGUGGGCCCGCGCCCUCAUCCGAGGGCAUCAGCCCUUCCACUGCGUUGAGGAAAGGCGCUUAUCAUCGAUGUUGUGUGGAAGCUGCUGAAACCCCAGAAACGACAACCGAGAAGAAACCAGAGUCCACCACAGAGAAGAAGAUUGAGGUCACCACGGAGAAGAAAGUAGAGAAGCAGAAGUGCCAGAAGGACUCCUGUGAACAUGAGUGCAGUGAUGAGGAUGGCGUCGUGAGAUGCUCGUGUCGUGAGGGAUUUAGGCUGCAAGAUGAUAAGAAAUCCUGCAAAGCUGAAGAUACAGUUUGCCACAACACACCUGGAGCGUUCAAAUGUGUGUCCAUCAAGAAGAGAGAUGUGGGACUUAGCUGUCCUCCUGGAUUCAAAAGGAACCUCAUCAAUCAGGUCUGCGAUGAUAUCAAUGAAUGCCAAAUGCCUCGCCCUCCAUGCCCGAAGUACCUGUGUGAGAACACAAUAGGUGGAUACAAGUGCGCCGGAAAGUCGGGCAAACCAUUCACUGAAGCAGUCCCCGGAGCAGUUACUGAGGCUACCGUCAGUUCCACUGCCUCACCCAAGAAUGACAUCUGCCCACCUGGGUUCAGAGCUGGACCUGAUGACGAAUGCAUUGAUAUCGAUGAAUGUGGAGAGCGUUUGGAUGACUGCCAGCGUCUAUCACAGCACUGUAUUAACACGCACGGUGCCUUCUUCUGCCAAGACCACGUCUCCAAGCGCUGCGCUCCCGGUUUCAAGGUCAACAGUGCCACCGGCAUAUGUGAAGAUAUCGAUGAAUGCGAGGAGAGUUCAGAAGAGGUGUGCAAGCGCACUGAAGUUUGCAUCAACCUGCCAGGAGCAUACAAUUGCAAGUCUAAAAUAAGCACACUACCAAAGUUGACCCCAAAAAUUUGCCAAGAAGGAACUAGGCUUAGUUCGGGAGGAUCCAUUUGUGAAGAUAUCGACGAGUGUCGUGAGGGUACUCACUUGUGUGAUCAGUUCCAGAACUGUAUCAAUACAUAUGGAGGACAUGAAUGUAGGUGUAAGAAUGGAUUUGAGCUCGACUCCUCAUCUGGAUCUUGUGUCGACAUUGAUGAGUGUGCAUUGAAACUGGAUAACUGUGCCAGUGGCCUGCAUUGUCUGAAUCUGCUGGGGUCAUUCACCUGCACCAGACGGGCUGUCACCAGCAGCACCACCACCACUACCUCCACCAGCCCCCCACUCUAUGAAUACGAAUACUAUGACUCCGACGAAGACAACUCAACAACAGACAGCGGUUAUCCGGAGACUGUACCAACAGUGCCAGCCACGUCCAGCACCACAACUACAACGACUACUUCUACCACCACCACACCAAAACCUACCACCACGUCGACCACGACAACCACAACCACAACAGCAAAACCAACCAGCACCUCAACAGCCAGACCCCGAAACUAUCCAUACCCAACCUACUACGACAGACCAGCUACAACUUCUUCAACAACGACAGUAAGGACUCCGAGAAGACCAGACUAUUACCCGCGAAGACCAUACAAUCGAAGACCAGAAGUCAGCACUAGAAAACCGUUACCACCUUACAGACCAGAUAAUCCAGAACCUACUCCAGACGUUCCAAAUGAUAGGAGACCUUUACCUCCUUAUAGACCACCAAAUAGUAGACCUUCCAGGCCAGAAACACCACCGACACGGCCUGAACCUACUCCUGAAGUACCAGAUGAUAGGAGAACGAAUGAGAUUGGAGAAGGGAAACCCAAAGAUGAAACUCCAGAUUUUAAUUUAAACGAUCUGCAUUGUUUGGAUGGAUAUGAAAAGGAUGCAGCUGGAAAUUGUGUUGAUACAGACGAAUGUGCUCUCGGGCAACAUGCGUGCAAAAAUACCGAGGUGUGUAUGAAUAGGCCGGGUGGAUACAUCUGCGAGUGUAUGACCGGGUUCCGCAGGGAUCCUUCAGGGUACUGCACCGUGAUCACUACUCCUGCAACAGCUAGAACCACUACCAGUACCACUACCUCCACCACCACAACUACAGAAAGGACUGCUGUCGCAACACCUGAAUGGGGAUACACACCAGCUAGACCGAGCCUCCCAGAGCGCCCAGACCGUCCGGAUCGUCCAGAACGCCCAGACCGCAGAUACCCUCCAGUUUCUUGCGAAUUAGGCUUCACCUUUGACAACAGUGCUGGGAAAUGCGUUGAUAUAGAUGAAUGCGCUACCAAUCAAGCCUCGUGUUCAGCUCUGGAGGAUUGCAUAAACGUGGAAGGUGGUUACCGCUGUGAAUGUGGAAGAAGAUGUAGAGGAGAUGACAGAUCGAUGUACAGUCCAGCUCCCACAAGUUCUACUGCUCGGCCAUCAUCAGCUCCAUCGAACGAGGGUCGUAACGUGAUUACAGUGGGGGCACAAUACGGGCAGAGAGGACCUUACUCCCCGCGCCCUACGUACACCAGGCUUCCUGAUGUUGGAGCUUUAGUAGCCUCGUGUCCUUGGGGAUACAAGCUUACUCCUGAAAAGAGAUGCUAUGAUAUUGAUGAAUGUGCCCGUAAUAUUUCGGAGUGCGGACCAGACCAGCGAUGUGAGAACUUCUACGGAGGGUACUCGUGUCAGUGCCCAGCUGGUCACAGGCUGGUGGGACAGAACAUGUGUGAGGAUAUCAACGAGUGUAUGCAUGGCAAUCCAUGCGCAUAUAACGCAGACUGUCUUAACACGUGGGGUUCAUAUCGAUGUGAGUGCCGCGCUGGUUUCCGUAAUGCCCCGUCCAAUGACAAGGUGUGUGUUGACGUGGACGAGUGCUCCGAAACUCCUGGAAUCUGCAGUCAGGGCUGCUCCAAUACUUGGGGCAGCUACCGGUGCUACUGCAAGAGGGGGUACCGUCUUGAUGAUGAUAACAAGACUUGUGUGGAUGUGAAUGAAUGUGAAGAGUUCUCAUUAGUUCGUCUCCGUGGCAAGCUGUGUGGAGGGGAGUGUGUCAACGAGCCAGGCAGUUACCGGUGCGCCUGUCCUGCAGGAUACAGGCUGUCGGAAGACAGUAGAAGCUGUAUUGAUAUAGAUGAGUGUGAGACGGGCGAGGCUCGGUGUGCACAUAGUAGUGACGCUGGGUACGUGUGCCAGAACACACGAGGAAGCUACCACUGUCACCACAUCGACUGUCCCCCAGGGUACAAGCUGGAGUCAAAGCACCGUUGUGUCCGCGUGCAGAGGGCCUGCCAAGUUGGUGAUUGGACCUGUUUGCAGCAACCCAGCACUUACAGCUAUAACUUCAUUACCUUCGUCGCCAACAUCUACCUGCCUUCUGGAAGUGUCGACCUUUUCACGAUGCACGGUCCAUCGUGGCGGGAGUCUUUAGUUAGUUUUGAGAUGCGAAUGAUAUCGGUCCAAGCGUCUCCUGGCAUACAACCAGCUGAUCUUCGAUGUUUCGACAUGCGUCCAUCAGGUAAUAUUUGCGUGAUCUCGCUCCUCUGCUCGCUGCAAGGACCCCAAGUGGUGGAACUUGAGCUCACCAUGUCUCUCUACCAGCGCACCAUGUUCGCCGGCAGUGCGGUCGCCAGACUCGUCGUAAUCGUCUCGCAGUAUGAGUUCUAGUGAUAUUGUAAUAAAGACUAUUUUAGAACAGCACCUAGCCUUAUUCUGUUCCUUAGUUUGAAUUAAGAAAAUAGUGAAAUAGUUUAGUGACUUUUUUAUUGAAACGUUGUGUAAUAAUAAAUAUGUAAUAUAUAAUAAUAAAUAUAUGUAGGGAUGUUCAGUAGUCAUAUAGGUGAUAAUUAUUCUUUUUGAUUGUAUUUCUGAGUAUUUCCGGUAAGGUUUAUAACAAUGAGACUUUUUAAAUUCAUUCCUUCAGUUUUUAUCCUUAGUGCUCACAACUUCCUUGUCUACUGACCAAACCAGUCUGGUUUUGAAGACACUGAAUAGGAUUACCAAAAAUCUAAGAAGAGAAAAAAUCUAAGACAUACAUUAUACAUACUAUCUUUUUUUUCUGCAAAUAACUAAGGGCUUGCCACAAGGAAGUAUACUGUUGGUCAUUAGAUCUUAAAUUUCAUUAUUCCCAAUCCAUUUUAAACUACUCUAAAACAGUAUUUGACCUUUGAAUAAAGAAAACAAUAAC